Molecule: messenger RNA, 1458 nt
Organism: Penicillium macrosclerotiorum
Lineage: Eukaryota; Fungi; Ascomycota; Eurotiomycetes; Eurotiales; Aspergillaceae
Product: flavin monoamine oxidase family protein
Exons: 3
Coding region: 1-1458 (485 amino acids)
Molecular function (GO): oxidoreductase activity
Source: RefSeq, a predicted model, not a curated record
AUGGCCACUCCAACCAAGACUGAGUCUAGUACCGCUACGCCCACAAUUGUGGAUGUAGCGGUGAUCGGUGCCGGUCUCAGUGGAUUACGGGCUGCAUUGAAUAUUCAGGCAGAAGGGCUCUCCUGUGCGAUUAUUGAAGCCGUUGAUCGAGUCGGGGGGAAGACGCUCACCGUGGCUUCCAAGAAAAGCGGCCCAGGCGUCAACGACGUCGGUGCGGCUUGGAUCAAUGACACAACCCAGAGUGAAAUGUAUAGCUUACUGCGUAAGUAUGGACUGCAGAGCGAAAUUCAAAGGGACACAGGCCUCGAUAUCUGGGAGCAGCCUGAUGGUAGUAUUCUGUCUCCACAUGGCGUAUUGCCGCUAAAGGAAGAAGAACAACUUGUACUGGGUCAAGUAUUUGAAACUUUCAACAAGCUUCUCGCAAACAUCGACUUAGAGAACCCGGCUGCCGGCACAGGGGCAGAGGAGCUGGACCGUGUAUGUCUCCGAGAAUGGUGCCUUCGGGAGUUUCAAUCCGAGGUGAUCUCGAGUCUCUUCAAUUUCAUCAGCCAAUCGUUGCUUGGAAUCGAAAGCAAAGAUAUCAGCGCCCUGGGUUUCCUCCAUUUUUGCAAAACCGCAACGGGACUUGAGGCCGUGAUCUCAGAUUCCAAGCAUGGGGGGCAAUACCUCCGGAUCCGUCAAGGCGCCCAAGCCAUUGCUCAGAAUAUGGCAGCGGGCCUCAAAUCAGGCUCGCUCCAUCUUUCAACGCCGGUCAUUGAAAUCGGACAGGAUGCAGAGAUUGGUGUCUGCACGAUCCGAACAUCCAAUGGCAGAGUAUUCAAGGCAAGGAAAAUCAUCCUUUCUAUUGCUACACCCUUGUACGACAAAAUCAAAUUUAAGCCUGCCCUGCCUUUGGAGAAACAGCGUCUUGCUCGAGAAAACAAGUUAGGCUACUAUAGCAAGAUUAUUUUCGUUUUUGACCAGCCAUGGUGGCGAAAUGCUGGGCUCUCCGGCGAAUUCAAAGCGGUAGGCGAAGGACCUAUUUUGUUUUCUGUGGACACCAGUAUCCCCGAAGACGACCAAUGGUCCAUCAGCUGCUUUGUUGUGGGUGGGCGUGGCCUUGAAUGGUCCCGACUAUGCGAGGAGGAGAGAUAUUCCUCCGCGUGGGCCCAGAUCCGCUCGGCGUUCGAGGGUGCCAAGCUGGAAUCCGGGCACAUUCAGGUCCCAGAGCCGAUUAAUGUCUUGGAGUUUGAGUGGAGCAAGCAGGAUUUCUUCCACGGGGGACCUUGUCCGGCGCCACCGCCUGGACUGUUGUCUUCCAUCGAUGGGUCUGCAGUUCAGCGGCCUUUUGAAAAUAUUCACUUCAUCGGUACUGAGACCGCCCUAGAAUGGAAGGGGUAUAUGGAGGGAGCCAUUCGAUCCGGUGAUAGGGGCGCGCAAGAGGUCAUCGCAGCCCUCCGGAAAAAUUCCAUCUCUUAG